Messenger RNA from Theileria parva strain Muguga, 720 nucleotides. Its product is annotated as putative integral membrane protein. The record is from RefSeq and is a predicted model, not a curated record. The transcript has a single exon. The coding region runs from base 274 to 534 and encodes 86 amino acids. NCBI's taxonomy places the organism in Eukaryota, Apicomplexa, Aconoidasida, Piroplasmida, Theileriidae.
UUUUCAUCAGUAUUUAAUCUAAAAAUAUUAAGUAUCAUUGUAGUGAUGCCUUAUACAUCUGACAUUAGAUGUUAUUUUAAUAGAUAUUUAAAUCAGAAAAUAAUUUAUUCUUAAGAUAAUUUAAAAUUUUUAAUAUGGUUCAAAACAGUAAUUAGUUAAGUUAUUGUGUUUAAACUUUAAGUUGUUGGUACUAGAAGGAUGAUCAUUUGUAAGAAGGGGAUAACGAAAAUAACCACCAAACAUUGAUCUGAUAUAUGAUAUAACAUUGUUUAAAUGGCACUUUGGGGAUAUAAUUUUAAUAGGGAGGUAAAGUGGCAAAAAAACAGGAAAGGAUUUGGCAUUUUUUACAUAUCCGCAAUGUUUAUAUUUCCUUCCCUGAUUUACUACGUAUUAGGUAAUCCAGCCGUUAGUAAUUUCUAUUUGAAAAAUGUUAUGCCGGUUGAAUAUCCAAAAGAAAGCGAUCCCUCAAUAAUUUCAAAUAUAUACUACGGAAAUACCGACAAAGAAGAUUCGGUUAUCCAUAAAACAGGAUAGAAAUUAUUUAUUGUUUACACAUACUAAUACUAAAGUAAAAUUAAAAAUAUAGGCUACUAGUGCCUAUAUUUUUAUAUUACCCAAGAUUCCGAUACAUUUUUUAAAAUAUUUCUAGGACUCAUAUCUCUCCAGAUUUCACUCGAUCACAAAGUUUUAAAUUUUAUUAUAAUUUAUUAUAAUUCUUUU